Molecule: messenger RNA, 4302 nt
Organism: Anguilla anguilla (European eel)
Lineage: Eukaryota; Metazoa; Chordata; Actinopteri; Anguilliformes; Anguillidae
Gene: akap10
Product: A kinase (PRKA) anchor protein 10
Exons: 15
Coding region: 1009-2913 (634 amino acids)
Biological process (GO): intracellular protein localization
Cellular component (GO): plasma membrane
Molecular function (GO): protein kinase A binding
Source: RefSeq, a predicted model, not a curated record
UAAGUGCUGCUAAUACGUUAAAACGUAUUUUCAUUGGUCCUUCCGAAACACGAUGUCAGCGUCCUUGGCGCUGUUGUAUCCAGCCGUGUGUAGGGAACAGUUUGUGCUUCCAUCACCAGAAGCAGAGAACACACGCUGUACGUAUGUUCUCCGUUGUAGGGGAAGGUCACUGGCAUUGAAUCCUUACUUUAGUUUAAGAUGAUUAUUAUUCAUUCUGGGUGGUGUGUAGGCUACUACUUAGGGAACUUGGUUUAUAAUUUAAUGGAUGGUUGGUCGGAUUCACAUGUUGGCGGCUGCCGUUCUAACCACUGCAUGAUAAUUAACCUGAACGGUUUCGUUUAAAACAACCAGGUGUAGAAUGGACUGAAUUUAUAACCAUUUAAUCUGGAUAUAGGCCUCUCUGAAAUACCUAAAUAAAAUGUGUCGAAAUAAGUAUGCAACAGUGGAAAAGUACAGCUCGUACCCAUUUCUUACGCACGCCAUUUGUUUAUUUUAAUAACACUGAGGAUUACCUUACUACCACAUAUUAAAAUAUACAUUCCAACUUUAUGGUUAUCCGAAAUAUGCGUUUAAAAACGACUGGUGAAUUGCAAAUGACAUGUCAUUACCUCACCCUGCAUGAAAUACAAAAGCAUGACAAUAUAGAGGAGAAAAUGUUGGGGUGACCAAAAAUACUGUUACCCUCACCCUGGUGCUGCCAUUGUGCAGUUUAAACGAAGGCUUAAUCGCGACAGCCCGCAAGAUUCUGUAGAUUUCCUUUUCCAUAUCGGAGAUAGGAGAGAUGCGAAAAGCAAACGAUACCCAGAAUGCUGCUGCAACAGUCCGGAAGUGAGCUGUGUAUUGACAAUAUGGCUGAUCGUUCUGCGGAGCGGGGAAGAAGGAAGUCUGGGCUUUGACAGUAUAGCCCUUUCACGGUUGCUGAUAAAACAGAUCUUUGAAUGAGGGGAGUUGAGAUUCUACGGGAUGAAGACAUUGAGCUGAGGACAUAUUUAGAGCGUUAGAACAGCCAUGUCGUUUUUUAGGAGGAAAGCAAAAGCCAAGGAAAUUGAGAGACCAGUUGAUCCAAAACCUACCAAGGCUCCGGUUACAUCGCACUCCCCGUCUCAGGCUUCCCGCAACCACCAUGCUAUCCUGGAGGCAGCUGGGCCCAGCCACGUGGCCAUCAACGCCAUCUCCGCCAACAUGGACUCCUUCGCCCGCGGGCGCACCGCUAUUCUCAAGAAGCAGCCCAGUCACAUGGAGGCUGCGCAUUUUGGGGACCUAGGGCGUUCCAGCGUCAACUACCAGGCGCAGGAGACGCGGUCGCGGCUGUCCAAGACGGUGGACCAGAUCCUGCGGGACAGCGUGGCCAUGCCCUACUACAUCCAGUUCAUGGAGACGCAGGGGGCCGACCACCUGGUCAAGUUCUGGCUGGAGGCCGAGAGCUUCCGGGCCACCAGCUGGUCCCGGGUCCGGGCGCACAGCCUCAACUCCGUCAAGCACAGCUCGCUGGCCGAGCCGGCCUCGCCCUCCGCCCGGGGUCCCGGGAGCGAGGACUCGUCCGGGUCGCCCCCGCUCGCCCACACCCCCAGCCCCCCGGACACUAACUCUCACAGCCCCGGGGGGGCCGGCGUCUCCCACGGCAACUCCCUGGGCCCGGACGGCGGCAGGGAGCCCGGGGCCCUUCAGCAGGUCCCGCAGGGCGAGACUCCCACCAGGCAACCCUCCUCCAGGAUGGGGACCCCCUUCAAACUCCAGGCAACGAACGCACUCAAACAGCUGUCUGACAAGCUCAUGAAGAGUAUAGAGAGAGAUGCAGUGAGUAUCUUUACCAAGUACAUCUCUCCUGAUGCUGCUAGAUCCAUCCCCAUCACAGAAUCCGUCAGAAACGACAUAGUGGCAAAAAUCUGUGGGGAAGAUGGGCAGGUGGAUCCAAACUGUUUUGUCACAGCACAGUCGGUAGUCUUCGGCAUCAUGGAUGAACAGCACUUUACCGAAUUUUUACGGAGCCAUCAUUUCUGCAAGUACCAGAUCGAGGUGCUGACCAGCGGUACCGUGUUCCUGGCCGACAUCCUCUUCUGCGAGUCGGCCCUCUUCUACUUCUCAGAGUACAUGGAGAAGGAGGAAGCUGUCAACAUCCUGCAGUUCUGGCUUGCCGCCGACAACUUUCAGGACCAGCUGGCAGCCAAGAAGGGCCAGUACGACGGGCAGGAGGCUCAGAAUGACGCCAUGAUCCUGUACGACAAGUAUUUCUCCCUUCAAGCCACAAACCCCCUGGGUUUCGACGACUUGGUGCGGUUAGAAAUAGAGUCCAACAUCUGCCGGGAGGGCGGUCCCCUGCCCACCUGCUUCACCACGCCCCUGCGGCAGGCGUGGACCACUAUGGAGAAGGUUUACAUGCCAGGCUUCUUGUCUAGUAACCUUUAUUACAAGUAUCUGAAUGACUUGAUCAAUUCCGUCCGGGCCGACGAGUUUUUCGGCGGGAACGCGGUUGCCCCGGGACAAGGUCUGACCCAGGACGGCGAUCGCAGCACUAGCACCUCGGAGGAGACACAAGCCCAGCAAGGCACCAAAAAGGCAGCAAUUAAAAUCCUGAAAAACUUUGACGAGGCAAUAACGGUGGACAUCGCCAGCCUGGACCCGGAGUCUCUCUAUCAGCGCCCGUACGCUGGAAGAAUGACGUUUGGGAAGGUGAACGAGCUCGGGCAGUUCAUCAGGGAGGCGGAGCCGGAACCUGACGUGAAGAAGUCCAAAGGCUCCAUAUUUUCCCUGGCGAUGAAGAAGUGGGUGCAGGGAAAUUCGGAUGAGGCCCAGGAAGAGAUGGCCUGGAAGAUUGCCAAGAUGAUCGUGAAUGACGUCAUGCAUCAGGCGCAUCACGAUCAGCCCGGCGACCAGGCGACUAAGGUGCUGGAUCUCUCAGGAGCGACACUAUGACCUCCGUGAAGAACCAAAGGAAACUCCGUACUGACGCUCCGUGGAGCGAUGGAGCCGGGUGGUGGCGGAGGAGUCGGCGAUGAACUGCACACUAUUUAUCCAAUGUUAAAGUUAUUUGAAUGAAGAUAGAACAACACAUUCCAUGACUUCCUGCAUCAAGCUUGCAUGUGUGUGCGUGUGCGUGUGUGUGUGUGCGCGCGAACGCGAACGCGUUAGUAUGUUUGUGGGAUCACGUGUACACUCCCUCUUAACACUAUGAAGGCUUUUAAAAGUAUGAAGUGGAAAAAAAACAAAAACAAAGCCGUUGUGCAGCAGCACCCUGACGCGAACAAAAUCCCUACAAGGACAGGAAAUGAUGCAGGAAGUGGUGGCGUUACACAGUGCAUUAAAGUAUCUCUGCUCCAGUAACCUUCUACCAUGGCCUCUGAGUAGAGGCCCAGGACCUGAAAGAGACUUCACAAGAUUGUAACAAUGAAGACUACAGUUUCCCCCUCCUGUUCCUCUAUUUGUUUUAAAUAAAGUUGUACCCAAAAAGGUCAUAUUCAUUUUAAUGGAAGGGGCCGUCAUUGACGAAUUGCACCCAUUGCUGAACGGCUGUGUACAGUUUUGAUUAGAAACUCAUUGCCUCUCUGGCCUCCUGUGUAUUUUGUGAACAGUAUUGACAGUGCAAGUAAUUUGUCCUAUACCUGUGUCCAGUAGACAAGACGGGAAUAUGAUUGAAACUGGAAAUGCCACCAAUCGCAGCUGCAAGGAACUUGCCCAAAAUCUGUAGCACGACCUGGAACUCUGUCCAAGUCAUUACAGUACACAGGUCACAAGUUGUUCUUCUGCAGUUAAUGGAAAACUCCCUUGGACUGAAUUACAAAAGUCGCAAACAAAUACUUCUGGCUCCAUGUUAUAUAGCUGUAGGUUUCUGGUUUACCCCAUAUAUUAAUGUAAUAUCCAUAUUUUGAUGAUGAUUAUUUUUUGUAUAAUAUGUAAAAAACAUUGUCAAUACAAAUCUCAAUAAGGACUCGUAGUCUUAUGAGAAUGUGUACUUGGUGAAUAUGUCAUUAUUUUCAGACACGUUCAACUGUGGAUAAGAACCAGAAUGAAAAGACUUUUGGUACUAUGUACCUCUACUAUGUUUUCUGAUGGAUAUGUGUACUUAAUCUAUAAUAUAUUUAAAUUGUGUUCGAUUUAAAAAUACAUAUAUUAUUGAAAUGUUUGUCAUCGGUCUUGUGUCAUUUGUUUUUUUUUAUGACCAUAAAAAGUACUCCAAUAUAAAUCUUCCACAGAAACAGAAGGUACUGUAGUGGCAAAGGAACUCAAUGAAAACUCCAUGAAAUCCAAUGGUUUCACUGAUUCUUGUGGAAAUGUUGCUACCAAUAAAUGGAAAAUUAGAAUUCC